Messenger RNA from Drosophila albomicans, 2770 nucleotides. RefSeq names its product SPARC-related modular calcium-binding protein 1 (gene magu). The record is from RefSeq and is a predicted model, not a curated record. Gene Ontology annotation, biological process: extracellular matrix organization. Gene Ontology annotation, cellular component: basement membrane. The coding region runs from base 551 to 2545 and encodes 664 amino acids. The transcript has 10 exons. NCBI's taxonomy places the organism in Eukaryota, Metazoa, Arthropoda, Insecta, Diptera, Drosophilidae. Gene Ontology annotation, molecular function: heparin binding; calcium ion binding; extracellular matrix binding.
UCAGUCGUAUUUGAAACUUGGCGACGCACGGUUUACUUUUCAGUUUUUCAGUUUUCACUCAAUCCAAUCGCUGCCGAGUGUGCCGAGUGUGCGAGUGUGUGUGCUGUAUAUAAAUUGUUGCGAAUAAACAAACAAACAUCAACAGCAACAACAAUCAUAAGUUCAUAUCAAGCAAAGCAUUCAUUAUACUUGCUUAUAAACAAAAAUCCCACUCACUGCUAGAUCGAUACACAUACUAUAUAGUACAUACUAUAUAUCCACAUCUCUAGCUAUACUCAAAACUGGCCAAAAGUCACUAAAAAUAGCCGCGGAAAUCGAUAAAUAAAUAAAGAAGAGUACACAAUUUCUACCACACCUCAGAAAGUUCCUUCUCCUCCCACAAAAAAAAAACCCAAAAGAAACGAAAUUCUUAAUUGCGACUUUGUGAAAAGAAAUAAACUGAAACAAGAGCGAAAAAUAAUGCAAAUAAUGUUACGCCAAUAAUUCGCGACAAUUAAUAAUUGACACAAGCAACAAUUAAGCAAUACUCUCAGCUAUUGACAAUAUUAAAAUGUUCGCAAGAUGUUUACCCAUUGCCCUGCUCCUGGUGCUUCUGAUGCUGCUCCAGCUGGCAGACGGCGAAAGGAUUCGAGAGUUUCGCCAUAAUCAACAGUCACAAUCACAGUCACCGCCAUCACAAUCCCCAUCGCAAUCCCAGGCGUUGUCGUUGUCGCUCUCUGAAUGCGCCGCCAAGCAGGGGGAGUGCGACGACAGCGAGGGUCCCGUUUGUGGCACCGAUGAUCAGACCUAUCCCACGAGGUGUCACCUGCAGCGGGUUCAGUGCAGCGGUCACCAGGUCAGCCUCAAGCAUCGCGGCAACUGCAAGGGCUGCUUGGCUGCGAGGCAGUACGCUGUCCGGGAGAGCGUGCGCAAGCCGAAAAUCUUUUUGCCCCGGUGUCGCAGCGAUGGCAACUAUGCGGCGGUGCAGUGUCUGACCGGCACAGGUUGCUGGUGCAGUGACAGCAAUGGGCAUCCCAUCAAGGAUACUUCGAGGCGUCGGGGCAAGCCCAAGUGCGGACAGUACAAGCGGAAUAAUCGCCGCCGGUCGCCGCCACGCCCCGAGAUGGAUGCGGCCAAUAGCAGUGAAGGAGGCGGAUCGGGACAUCGGAGUUGCAGUAAAACGGAUCGCAUGGCAUUCAACAAUCAUCUAAUCGAAGUGUUUCGCAGUGAAAUGCUGCGCAUUGGCAAAUUGACAGCGGCCAGCGAUGCCGCUGUGUUGGAUUGGAAGUUUACGCAGUUGGAUGGGAGUCGCAAUCAAUUGCUGGACAGGCAAGAAGUGCGUGAGCUGAAGAAGCUCUUGAAGCGGGCGGUGAAGCCCAGACGAUGUGGACGUGCCUUUGGCAAGUACUGCGAUGUCAACAGAGACGAUAGCCUGUCGCGCCUGGAGUGGAGCAACUGCCUGGCCAAAGAUGCCAGCCAACGUAAAACGACAGUUAACAUACUGAACAGCAGCUCAACAUCCAGUUUGAGCCCCCCUCGUCGCACACACUACACAGAUCUCAACAUUCAUCACACAAACACCCAUCAAGAUCAUACGAAUACCAAUAUUAUUGGAACCAUCAGCAGCAGCAGCAGCAGUAGCAACAACAAUCGAGGUGGUGGCGGUGGCGUGAACCAACUCAGUGUCCAUCAUCCCAAUUAUUUUGGCAACGAGAGUGAGGAGCACGAGGAUGAUUAUAUUGGCGAAGAUGAGGAUGAGAGCAUGUCACAUUCAAGCACAUCCCCAGUGGGAUAUCCCAAGUCAUUUAAUUCGCUUGGCAAGCUUUCAAAGGGCAAAAUCGAAUCUAUUCUAAUGGACCUCUCCUCCACAGUUCUGAAUCCCAAGGAUGAGACAGCGAACAAUGAGAGCGAAGGAGAGGCCAAUUGCUGGACGGAUCAGGAGCUGGCACGCGAGGAACAGCGCCAUGGCGGCAAUAGCUCCUUCUAUGUGCCCGAGUGCAUGGCCGAUGGUCGCUAUAAGCGUGUCCAGUGCUACAGCUCCAUCUGCUGGUGUGUCAAUGAGGAAACGGGCAAGAGUAUAACAGGAACCUUUGGCCAAAAGCGACCGCAAUGCGAUGAAGUGACCGCUGUGCGACCCAUGAAGGGUUGUACGGGACCUCGGAAGACGCAGUUCCUCAAGGAGCUGAAAGAGUUUCUCAACACAAAAGUGCUGCCCAGCAGUAACACAGGCCGUGACUCGACCUUGUGGAAGUCGGAAGAUGAACGCAUUGCCACGCUGAGUUUUGUGUUUUUGGACAAGAACAAGAACAAGUCGUGGGAGCGCAAGGAAUGGAAGGUCUUCCGAGAUCUGGUCACCAGCGCCAGCAAUUUGAAUAAAUGUGGCAAGAAAAUGCCUCGUUACUGUGAUGUGAAUGGCGAUAAGAAGAUCUCAUUAUCCGAGUGGGUCAACUGUCUGCAGUCCCAGCGAGUGGAGGUUACAACCACAGCGAAGCCGCCACAGUCAAAUGAAAUGGGCACGUCCCGGCUUCAGGGAUCAAAUCCGCUGGAGCAAUAUCUUAAAGAUUAGUUUAUAGUGGAAGAAAUGUUGCUUGUUUUGUGCUGCUACUCAUUAGAUGUCGUCGUGCCAUGUUGCGUGGAGAAAGGAGCUUUGAAUAUAUCCACCCACUCAUAUACACACACACUCACUCACCCACACAUACACACACUCACAUUCCUAGCAUAUAGAUUCUACGAUUUACAUGUAUAUGUAAUUAGUGUUGUAAAUAUUAUUCGAUGAUUAAAUGUUUAGGUU